Molecule: messenger RNA, 458 nt
Organism: Trypanosoma rangeli
Lineage: Eukaryota; Euglenozoa; Kinetoplastea; Trypanosomatida; Trypanosomatidae
Product: surface protease GP63
Exons: 1
Biological process (GO): cell adhesion; proteolysis
Cellular component (GO): membrane
Molecular function (GO): metalloendopeptidase activity
Source: RefSeq, a predicted model, not a curated record
AUGACUUGCCGGUUGCUUCAGCCCACGCCGUUUCUCCCACUGGCGCUAGCGCUGCUGUUGCUGGCAAUGUGCUGCGCUGCUGGGUGCCUCGCCGCUGCAGAUCGCCGUGCGUUCGACGAGGUGCUUCGGAGGAGCGUCCGGCCGUCGACUGCGGUGCUGCGUGAGGUGCCGCGCAGGGGACAGGGCGCGAUGCAGGCGUACACCGUCGCCACUGCAGGGGACGAAGACGAUGGCUGGGCGCCCAUCCGCAUUAAAGUGUUCACGGAGGAUCUGGAGAAAGAAAGUCGUGGGAGGAAGAAGAGGUACUGCGAGGCUGCGGGGGAUAAGUGCACCAACUACCUGGGGGCAACUAUAACGUGCAGCAUCACGGACGUAUUGUCGGGUGAAAAGAAGCAACGGUAUAAGGAGACGAUUAUUCCCGGGGCCGUCAAGCUACACGCGGAGCGACUCCUCGUCAA